AGCACAUCCGCCCAACUCUGAAUUACGCGUGUGUCUCGGAAACCCCCUGUCGGCAUAUUCUGGCGUGUUUCCCUCUCCAGUUCAGACUCGUCUCCCAGACCGGCCCGGUUAAACGGAGGAUGGAUGACAGAGUGAAGUAUAAAACAGCCACGUCGGCCGUCUGCCGGCUAAUCUUCGUCUCUCUUCGAUGAGGAGAAUUACUUCCAUCCCUAAACAGCUCCUUCGCCCACGUCAACAUGCGGCCAGUGGCUUCCCUGCCUCUCUUUGUUGCCGCAGCAGUAGCACAGGCGACUGCAGGGCCAUACGGUCAAUGCGGAGGCAUAGGCUACUCGGGGCCUAGUGCCUGCGGCUCGGGAUACGGCUGCACGACUUACAACCCAUACUACGCCCAAUGCUACCCCGGGGUCGUCGACACGCCCACUUCAACCCCGUCCUCUACCUCAACCUCCUCGCCGCGCACCACAUCCACCACCCGCACAUCCACCAGCACCACCACCACCAUCCGGGAUUCACCCACCACCACAACCAGAACAACCCCCACCAGCGGCAGCGCAGCAACCCCCACAACGCUCGAACCAGGCUGGUAUUGGAUCCGCGGCGUCGCCUCCCCUUACUUCCACAGUUACCUGCAAGCCGUCGUGCCCACCGCCGCCACCACCUCCUCCCCCUCACCGUCAACAAAUGCAAUGCUUUCCAAACCCGCCAACGCCGGCCAAUUCAACAUCGUCUCAGGCCAGCUGGUAUGGCACCGCUUCAGCGGGCAGCCGCCACUCUACAUGCACGUCGAGAACCCAGCCGACAAGACGCAGCGCAAGCUUCGGACGUGGUUCGAGGCGUCGCAGAACACGUACGGCUCGUUUGCCUUUCAGGGGGAUACGCUUACGUGGAGCGUGAGUGACAUCAACAGGCCGAAUAACGCGGCGUGGUUGGUGUGUGCCGGGGAUGAGCUGUUUGUGAAUACCGGGGCGUUUCUGUAUCAGACGCCUGCGGGGUGCUUUGAUCAUACGAUUCAUUCUUAUGGGGGCUCGACGGCGGAUGUCUGAUACACUUAGCAGUCGCGGGAAGAGGGGUAUGUCCCGGGCUACCUUUAGUGGUUCUUCACCAAGCAGGACUUGAAAGGAAACUCAUACUCCCAUAGUUGCGUAAAGUGGGGGUGUGGUAAAUAUACAGCUAACGUUAUCCUCUCUGUCGUCUACGACCGCCUUGGACAGAUCAUAAUAUUAAAGAAGAGAAGCCUUUU
Parathielavia appendiculata is the source of this 1240-nucleotide messenger RNA. Its product is annotated as carbohydrate-binding module family 1 protein. The record is from RefSeq and is a predicted model, not a curated record. Lineage: Eukaryota; Fungi; Ascomycota; Sordariomycetes; Sordariales; Chaetomiaceae. Bases 237 to 1043 code for a protein of 268 amino acids. The transcript has 3 exons. Gene Ontology annotation, biological process: carbohydrate metabolic process. Gene Ontology annotation, cellular component: extracellular region. Gene Ontology annotation, molecular function: cellulose binding.